Indicator indicator is the source of this 6648-nucleotide messenger RNA. RefSeq names its product scribble planar cell polarity protein (gene SCRIB). Gene Ontology annotation, biological process: neurotransmitter receptor transport, endosome to postsynaptic membrane; neurotransmitter receptor transport postsynaptic membrane to endosome. The transcript is spliced from 46 exons. Gene Ontology annotation, molecular function: protein binding. Lineage: Eukaryota; Metazoa; Chordata; Aves; Piciformes; Indicatoridae. The record is from RefSeq and is a predicted model, not a curated record. Bases 1 to 5949 code for a protein of 1982 amino acids. Gene Ontology annotation, cellular component: postsynaptic membrane; adherens junction; postsynaptic density.
AUGCUGCGCUGCAUGCCGCCGCUCUGGCGCUGCAACCGGCACGUGGAGGCGCUGGACCGGCGGCACUGCUCGCUGCAGGCCGUGCCCGAAGAGAUUUACCGCUACAGCCGCUCGCUGGAGGAGCUGCUGCUGGACGCCAACCAGCUCCGGGAGCUGCCCAAGCCUUUCUUCAGGCUCCUGAACCUGCGCAGGCUGGGUCUGAGUGACAAUGAAAUCCAGAGGCUGCCCCCCGAGGUUGCCAACUUCAUGCAGCUGGUGGAGCUGGACAUCUCCCGUAAUGACAUUCCAGAAAUUCCUGAAAGCAUCAAAUUCUGCAAGUCCCUGGAGAUCGCAGACUUCAGUGGGAAUCCUCUCUCCAGGCUUCCAGAGGGCUUCACACAGCUUCGGAGCUUGGGCCACUUGGCCUUGAAUGAUGUGUCCCUGCAGAGCCUCCCCAAUGACAUUGGGAAUUUGGCAAACCUGGUGACUUUGGAGCUACGUGAGAACCUGCUAAAGACUCUCCCCACCUCGCUCUCCUUCCUUGUCAAGUUAGAGCAGUUGGAUCUUGGUGGCAAUGACCUGGAAGUACUGCCGGACACCCUGGGAGCGCUGCCCAACCUGCGCGAGCUCUGGCUGGACCGGAACCAGCUCUCGGCCCUGCCCCUGGAGCUGGGCAACCUCCGCCGCCUGGUGUGCCUGGAUGUGUCGGAGAACAAGCUGGAGCAGCUGCCCAAUGAGAUCAGUGGGCUGGUGGCACUGACGGACCUGCUGCUGUCCCAGAACCUGCUGGAGUGCAUCCCAGAUGGGAUUGGUCAGCUGAAGCAGCUCUCCAUCCUCAAGGUGGACCAGAACCGGCUGACAGAGGUGACAGAGUCAAUUGGGGACUGUGAGAACCUGUCAGAGCUCAUCCUGACGGAGAACAUGCUGACGGCCCUGCCAAAGUCCCUGGGCAAGCUGGGCAAGCUGACCAACCUCAACGUGGACCGGAACCGUCUGACGUCGCUGCCGGCGGAGAUCGGCGGCUGUGCCAACCUCAACGUGCUGUCCCUGCGCGACAACCGCCUGGCCCUGCUGCCCCCGGAGCUGGCCAACACCACCGAGCUCCACGUCCUGGACGUGGCUGGGAACAGGCUGCAGAACCUGCCCUUUGCUUUGACAAACCUGAACCUGAAGGCCCUGUGGUUGGCAGAAAACCAGUCCCAGCCCAUGCUGAAAUUCCAGACUGAGGAUGAUGAGAAGACAGGAGAAAAAGUUCUGACUUGUUACCUGCUCCCUCAGCAGCCCUCUCCCAGCCUAGAGAACCUUCUGCAGAACAGUGUGGAUGAGAGUUGGACAGACACAAACUUAAACAGAGUCAGUGUCAUUCAGUUCCUGGAUGAACCCAAAGGAGAUGAUGAAGAGGAGUCUGGAGCUGAGAGAAGGGGCUUGCAGCGCAGGGCAACUCCUCACCCCAGUGAGCUGAAGGUGAUGAAGAAGGUGAUUGAAGUUCGGCGCAGCGAGGCGCAUGCCGCCAAGGCUGACCCCGACCUGGCCUCUCCUACCUCGGACCUGAGGAACGGGGAGAAGAGGCUGAGCGCCACGUCGCAGCGCAGCGAGGACUCCCACCUGUCCAACAGCACAGCCUCCGCUGACCACAGGGGCGAGGAGCAGGCAGACAGGGGCUGGCCCAACGGGCAGCUGCCUGAGGUGCCCGAGCUGGACAAGGAGGCGAAGCCCAGAGCCGAAGAGGAGCGUAAGGAAGCUGCUGACCAAGAGGAGGAGGAUGUGGAAGUGGAAUACAAUGAGCCCACUGUGCACUUUGCUGAGGACACGCUGAUACGGAGCGAGGAUGAGGAUGAGGAUGAAGAGCGGCCGUUCCCGGUGGAGAAGCAGAGGCUGAUCCGCAAGGACACGCCCCACUACAAGAAACACUUCAAGAUAACCAAGCUGCCCAAGCCAGAGGCAGUGGUGGCACUUCUGCAGGGGUUGAACAGUGAUGGUGUCCCCAAAGAGGAAGAGGAGUUGGGAGGCUGCAAUAACAACACAGAGGCUGAGGAUCAGGAGGAAGCAUGGGAUGAGGAUGACAGAAAGAAUGGAGCUCUAUCUGCUCAGCCAUCAGUGAAGGGGGUGUCGUUUGAUCAAGCCAAUAAUCUGCUGAUUGAACCUGCUCGCAUUGAGGAGGAAGAGCUGACCCUGACAAUCCUGCGGCAGACAGGGGGGCUGGGCAUCAGCAUCGCGGGGGGCAAGGGCUCCACCCCCUAUAAGGGCGACGAUGAGGGUAUCUUCAUCUCCCGUGUGUCAGAAGAGGGCCCUGCAGCUCGUGCAGGGGUUCGUGUUGGGGACAAGCUUCUGGAGGUGAACGGCGUCUCGCUGCACUGCGCUGAGCACCACGUGGCGGUGGAGGCCCUGCGCGGCUCGGGCAGCUCGGUGUCCAUGACGGUGCUGCGGGAGCGCAUGGUGGAGCCGGAGAACGCCAUCACCGUCACCCCGCUGCGCCCCGAGGACGACUACAGCCCCCGCGAGAGGAAGGGUGGCCUGCGCUUCCCAGAGCGGCCCGAGGGGACGCCUCCCACCGAGAGGUUCUCCACCUGCCUCAUGCGCAACGAGAAGGGCCUGGGCUUCAGCAUCGCCGGUGGCAAGGGCUCCACGCCCUACCGGGCAGGGGACACGGGGAUCUUCAUCUCGCGGAUCGCGGAGGGCGGCGCAGCACACCGGGACGGGAUCCUGCAUGUGGGAGACCGGGUCAUCUCGAUCAAUGGGGUAGACAUGACAGAAGCCAGGCAUGAUCAGGCCGUAGCGCUGCUUACCGCGGCCUCCCCCACCAUCGUGCUGCUGGUAGAGCGAGAGGGUGCGGAGCCGCCCGGCGAGGGAGACGCAGCGGGCACCCCGCGGGCACGCAUGCACUCCCCACCGCCCCCCGCCCAUGGCGACAGCCCGCCCGAGGAGACGCCCUCCCUGCAGAGGAACCAUCUCCCCAAGGGCCUGGAGGACCAGUACCCCAUUGAGGAAAUUCACCUUGUCAAAGCAGGUGGUCCCCUGGGCCUCAGCAUCGUAGGAGGCAGCGACCACUCAAGCCAUCCAUUUGGGAUUCAUGAACCAGGUGUCUUCAUUUCCAAGGUCAUUCCCCGGGGGCUGGCAUCGCGUAGCGGGCUCCGUGUAGGGGACAGGAUCCUGGAGGUGAACAGCAUUGACCUGCGCCAUGCUACCCACCAGGAAGCAGUGAAUGCCCUGCUCUCCAACACCCAGGAGCUGACCAUGUUAGUGAGGAGAGAUCCUCCACCACCGGGCAUGCAGGAAAUCUGCAUUGAGAAAGCUCCAGGAGAAAAGCUGGGCAUCAGCAUCCGGGGUGGAGCAAAAGGUCAUGCUGGAAACCCCUUUGAUCCCACCGAUGAAGGCAUCUUCAUUUCUAAGGUGAGCUCCUCGGGGGCUGCAGCCCGCGAUGGCCGCCUGAAGGUAGGCAUGAGGAUCCUGGAGGUGAACCACCAGAGCCUGCUGGGAAUGACCCACACGGAAGCUGUGCAGAUCCUGCGCAGUGUGGGUGAUGCGCUGCUCGUGCUGGUCUGCGAUGGCUUCGACCCCAAGGCUGCAGCUGCCAUCGAGAUGUCCCCAGGAAUUAUUGCAAACCCUUUUGCUGCUGGUAUUGGGCGCAAGAACAGCCUGGAAAGCAUCUCUUCUAUCGAUCGGGAUUUGAGCCCUGAAGAACUGGAGAUCCUGCAGAAGGAGAUGGAAAUGGUGAGAGAAGCAACUCAAUGGGAGAGAGAAGAAAUGGAGAAAGUGGAGUGGAUGCGUAGGGAGCGGGAGGCAGCCACACAGCAGCUUGAGGAGGAGGCAGAGAACAUGACCAGUGAACCCCUGAGGCUGGACUAUCGGACCCUGGCUGCUUUGCCCAGCAGCGGCUUGCAGAGAGUCAAUCGCAGCCUUGCUCAGUGGGAUAAGGCCAGCUCCAGCAUGGAGGGGGACUGCACUCUGCUGGCUCUGCCCGUGGCACAGGACAGCCGGGAGCCGUGCUCAGACCCAGCCGCGGGCCCGGCCGUCGGGAACGUGCCCGGGCUGCCUCAGGACCCUGCCUCGCCUGGCACCAGCGGGGCAGAAAAGCCCCAGCUGGACAAGCAGGAUCCCACAGGUUGCUCCUUGCCCCAGGAGCAGCUGCCAGAGACGCCUGAGCAGGAGUGUUUGGUGGACUCCCAGCCCAUCCUCUUCAGUGAGAACCCCUUUGUGGUGGCCAACCGCAGGGGCAAGGCAGCAGGCAAGGCGUGCCUGGGGGGCCCGCCCCUGGGCUAUGGCAGGGGGGGAGUGCUGAAGACCAACCUUUACUCCAAGGCUCCUGCAGGCGAGGCUGGGACAGGAAGUUCCAGGCGUGAAACCCCCUUUGCCCCUGGCACCCAGCAGAUGCCGGCAGCCCCUCGGCCAGCCCCCCUGCCAGGCAGGGAGACACGCUUUGCUUCCAUUAACUUCAUCACAUCGCAGGAUGACAGCAAAUCAACCAAGCCUGGCGUCAUUCAGCCGCUCUCCCGAGUGCGACCAAACGCUGCCUCGCAUAGCCCGGAGGACGGGGACAGCCCCAACCCCUUCCAGCAACCUGAGCUGUGCCUCAGUACCCACAACACUCAAAAGCCACCUUCACCACCCUCCCCUGAUGAGAUCCCCAUCAACGUCAAGCAAGCCUACAAGACCUUUGCAGCAGUGCCCUUGUCACAGCCUCUGCUCGGGACACAGGAGCUGCCUGGCCAGACCAGCACAGAGAGUCCCAGAGCUGCCCCGGAGGUGGCCGCGCACAGCCCCAGCAGGCACAGCCCCGAGCAGAGGUCCUUCCGCGAGAGGCAGAAGUACUUUGAGAUCGAGGUGAAGCAGCAGCAGGUGGAUAAGCCUCCCAAGCGUGUCUCCUUGGUAGGAGAGGAUGACCUGAAGAAGAUGAAAGAGGAGGAAGCUCGAAAACUGCAGCAGAAACGUACCCUGCUGUUGGAGGAAGAGGCAGAAGAGGAUGAGGUGGUAAAGCAGGUGCCUGAGAUGAGCAUGCAGUCCAGUGUCAUCAUUGAAGGAGUCGAGUACAAGAUUGAGAGGCUAAAUGGAAGGAGCAUCCAGGCUCCAGCAACUCGGCCCUCUGAGGUCAAUGAGAACAACAGCUCACAGAGGAAUUCACUGGAAGAAGGCCUCAAGCCUGAACAAAGAACCAACUCUGUGUCUGGGCUGAGUCCCUCGUACCUGGGAGCGGGGGAGGCGGCGGCGCCGGUGCGGACAGCCAAGGCGGAGCGGCGGCAGCAGGAGCGGCUGCGGAUGCAGAGUCCUGAGCUGCUGAGCGGGCAGGAGAAGGAGCUGUCUCCAGCAGAACGCCGGGCGCUGGAGGCUGAGAAGCGAGCCAUGUGGAGGGCAGCACGAUCCUCAGCUCUUGAAGACAGUAUUAAACAGUACGAGCAGGAUCUGGCCAGGAAGCUGUACCAGUCCCGGCAGUGGGCACCUGCUCCCGGGGCCAGGCCAGCUCAGAUGUCUAGUCCAAGGCAGAGUCACGGCUCAGGAAGCCAAUCCAGGAUGAAAUCACUUGAACAGGAUGCUCUUAAAGCCCAAAUGGUUAUUGCCAAGUCCAAGGAGGGGAAGAAGCGCAGCACCCUGGAGCAGCUGGCAGAGUCACCCUCACCUGUUCCCACCCCAUCACCAACACCACUGGAAGACUGCAGUCCCAGAAGCAUCACUUCUCCUGGAAGGCUGUCCCUGUCUGAAAAGAAGUUUGACUACCGGGAAUUUGCUGCUAUUCCUUCCUCCAAACCUGUUUACGAAAUCCAGUCACCUGAUGCAGCUGAUGACCUCAGAUAUGUAGAUGACAGAAAUAACUCAGCUCCUCAGGAGCAGGAUGGGCAGCCAGAGGAAGAGGACAUGCUACUACCACGAGAUCCACCAACACCUACUUCAUCAGCACUUGAAGAGAUGGCCCUGUACAGCAGCAAGCGCAAGCUCCGACACGGCCGCCGCAGUUUGGAGGCUGCUGUCCCUACGUAGAAGAUCUGCUGCAGCUGGGCGAUGGCGUGGCCCAGCACAGGGCUGCCGAGCUCCUGUGCUCCAGGGACAGCACUGGACUGCCCACACUGCUGCCUCCUGGGCUCUGCAUGGGACCUGAGCACCCCAGGGAGCAUUGUGGUCAACUGACUUCCUUUAAGGCUGUGAACCGCCCUCUUUUCUCUCCCAGCAGUGCACUGGGGCAGGUCCUGAAGGAGACGGGACAACACCAGACUUGUUGAUGGCAAACUGGGAGGAGGUGCGGGCAGGACAGUGGGCAGCUCGUUAGCCUGUAAAUAUUGUGUGUGGGGAAGGGUAGGACAGGGAGAACGUGUGAGUGUGAGAGUGUGCUGGGCUCCAGCUGUUGUUUCCUCAGCUUGAAUUUGUCGGUGGUGAUUACAGGAGCUUCUGCUCUGGUAUGAAUCAGAAGAAAGGCCCCAGCCUGCGUCGGCUCCUGUUUAAUUUCCAGUCUUUUGCCAAGAAACUUCUCCUUCCCCCUCCCGUGCUGUCACCUCACUCUCUUUUGGGAGCGUGUGGAAGUAGCUUGGAGGCAAAAGCAAAACCAAACACACGACAAAAGGAGUUUCAGCAAAGUGCCUCCCUCUGACACUGACACCUGUGUGCUCAAAGACACCUGACCAAGCAGGGGCCUGUGCCAGCUCUGUGCCACCUGCCUCUGUGAGCGCAGUGAGCUCUCAGCUG